Messenger RNA from Peronospora matthiolae, 852 nucleotides. Lineage: Eukaryota; Oomycota; Peronosporomycetes; Peronosporales; Peronosporaceae. The record is from the annotation of a GenBank genome assembly.
AUGUCCUCUGCUCAUGAUGCCACCACCAAGAUCUCCAUUGACACGUUCGACGGCGACAACUACGCGACGUGGAGCCGCUACAUGCGUGGCGUGUUCCUGACCAAGUCGGCGUGGCACGUGGUGAACCGGGAUACGUCGCUAAUCUACGCGGACGAUCGCGCCAUGGACGACUACGUCAAGGCCAACAACAUUGCUUUCGGACUGAUGCUGCUGCACAUGGACGCAGACUACCAUCACAUCGUCGAUGAAUGUGAAGAGGCGUGGGUCGCGUGGGCGCGUUUGAAGACGCUGUACGGCGGGUCGCAGAAGGCUGGACGCAUCUACUUGAAUCGUCAGCUGUUCAGCAUGGAGAUGGCGGAAGGCGGCAAUGUGAUGCAUUAUUGCAACGAAGUCCUCAACAUCAGCGCGAAGCUCAGCAGCAUCGGCGCCAAGAUGGAGGACGAGGACGUGGCGAUCUGCUUGUUGCGCAGCCUCCCCAAGAGCUACGAGAACGUCGUUCUCAACUCGGAGAUGAGCAGCGCGGAACUGCGAUCGCGAGACGUCGUGAGAGUGCUCACGAAUGAGCACAUCAAGAGGCAAGGUGACAAGACGACAUCGGUGAAGACUGAAGACGCGGCGAAGGCGUUCAGUGUCGAGCGUGAACCUCGCCAGUGUACAUACUGCGGAAAAUUGGGGCACACGGCGGAGCGGCGCUGGACCAAGCAGAAGGACGAAAAUCAAGGUGGAGCUCGACGCGGCGGCAACAGUGCUGUGGACGCGGAGCCAACAACGUUCAUUGGCGAACCAACAACAGCAACGACGACAACUACGAUCGAGUUGCGCUCGCGGUUUCGCUGGAGGCUGGACUUUUGA